UAUUUAAUAAACAUAUUUUUGCAAUCUCUUGUUAAGUUGGACGUCAUAAUGCCAAGUUUCCUCUUCUCUUUGGUUAGAGGAAAAGAAAGGCAUCCCAUAGGCUAUAUCUUAUAGAGAAAAGAGGCUAUAAAAGUCAUUUUCAAAAUUAAAAAAGAGAGAGAUAGAAAGAGAAGUUAAGUGAAGGGAGGCCCCAUUUCCCAAAGAUGUAGCCAUUGGGAUAUCACAAAAUAAUGCCUAUUUUUCUUCACCAUUAAUUUCGAGCAAUUUGACUUUUGGUUAGAUGUUUGUCCUUACUUUUGUACUUCUUUCGAAAAUUGGGGAUUGUUAUUUGUGGACAGUUUAGCAAUUUAAUUAGUUAGUUGGGUUUUAGAAACACUACCGUGUUGAAAAUAAAUUUGGCACGGUUGCAAUAUGAUUCGUGUAAGGAUGUGGUUUUUUAAUGUUAACAUAACAUCUACUUCACACAUGUCCUCGUUAAAGAAAGGUUGUAUAAAGUAUGGUAGUAACAGCAAAUAAAAUAAAUAAAGUGUAGAUUAAAAUACCAAUUUUGCCUUUAUACUUUAAAAAUUAUUCAAUUUAGUCAUAAUGUGUCACGUUGGGAUAGAGACAUACUUGAUACUCUAACAAAUGUUGCAAACCUCUAGUGGGUGUUCGGGUUAAAACGUUAAACAAUAAGAAAUAAAGAGUCAUGAAGUUUAGGGAAAACCUCCCAUGUUAAGAUAUAAAAUUGAUGUUUUUUAGUGGUGGAAAUCACAAAUUAUUUAGACCAAAUAAGAAAUGAAGUUCACAACUUCUUACUUCUCUAUUCCUACUUUCAAAUUCUUUCAGCAAAACAAAUCUUGAAAGAGCUCUAAUUUAUGUAUCACAUUACUUAUAAUUUUUCAAAUGUAAGACAAGUAAGAAAGAUGACGAAAGUUUGUCGUAAGUUCAUGUAUAAAUUAGGCUUAUUUUGUUUUUGGUGAAUAUCCAUUUCAACCCUUACUUUGAGCAUAGAUCACAUUUAUUACACCUUUGUUUCUCCACUAUGAUGUUGGUAAAAUGUAGUUAAUAUGGAUUUUUUUUAUUUUCGGUUGGUGUUUAAUAUUUUGAAAAUUAAAAUACAUUACAUUAUUUUUUAAGUUAUCCGUGAUUUUACUCCAUAUUAAAAUUGAGCAUUAUUAAAAUUACAUAAACAAAAGCGUAGAUUUUGAAACCGAAGCAAAGCUCUAAGUUAUUAGUUCAUUUAAAUAUAAUUCAAUAUCUAAAUCAUUAAUUAUCAUUUAAAGUAUAGUCAGAGUAGGUCUCGAACAAACAAAAUCAUAGAAUAUUAACAAAAAUUGAAAACUUGGGAUCUCACUUUUGUAAUUAUUUAAUAUUUGAAAAAGAAGUUCCUUUCUCUACAAUUUUUCCUCGAUUAAAGCUUGAUUUUUAUUAAUAAAUCGUUGAAAAGAAAAUAAAGAAAAGAACCUUGGGAAUUAAAAAUAAAAAAGUAUUCAUAGAUUUAAUUUUAAAAAACAACCAACCAAAAUUACCAAAAAUUCUCAUGAGAUAACGAAAAGAAAACUGAAAUAGAGAAGUACGUUUGGUUUCUAUAGUAGGAAAUAAUUUUACUUAUCGUCAUAAAAACUUUGUAUUGUUUAGGGUGGGACCCGUUAUUUUUUGUCUCCAAUCACGCCACGUCACGCUGGAAUCUUCACACAUAUAAGCACGAAAAGAUAUAACAAAAUUAAAAGGGAAAAAGAAAAAGAGAAAAGGUUACCAAAGAGUGUGGGGCCCGCUUCAUAUACGGACGAGAAUCAGUCAUGCAUGCUUGCCGCGUUUCACUAAAGGUCGGCGCCAAAUAAAUCAUUACCCUACACGUGUGAAGAUAUGACGAUUUAGUCACCACCAUUUACACAAACCUUUGGUUGUUUAUUUAUUCUUUUUUAUCGUCACACUGUACUAAAAAGUGACGCAAAUCCGCAACUGCUGCCUUAAGUAGAUGACACGUAAGCGGAAUCACAGCCCAUAAGGUUAAACGAAAUCCAAUGAGAUUUCGAGGUUGAAUGACUGUGUGACGGUGGAGGGCUUGAAAUAGCAAAAAGAGCGUCUAGGAAAUUGAGGGUAUUUCGGUAAAUUUAAGCAUCUAGAACCUACCUGCUGCUUCUUCGUGACUAUUAAAGCAACUGAGGUGGUUCUGUUACGUGUUGGCUAAGCGAGAGAAAAAGCCAAAGGUGAACCGUUGAAGUCGAACGAGGUGGAAUGAAUUCUCGCUCGUAGAUUGCGGAGAUGAUGAGGUAGGAGUUGUUGCUGCUGAUACUAGAAGUGGUGGAUGGGAGUUUUUUGGUGUGGAAAUUAACUCAAAAUGCGAAAAUCUUUCAAGGAUUCCCUUAAGGCACUCGAGGCUGAUAUUCAGUUCGCCAAUACCUUGGCUUCUGAUUAUCCCAAGGAAUACGAUGGAGCAUGCCUGCAAAUGAGAUUAUCCUAUAGCCCGGCUGCACAGUUUUUUCUCUUCUUCGUGCAAUGGACUGAUUGUCAUCUUGCUGGUGCAUUGGGCCUGCUCAGAAUUCUAAUAUAUAAGGCAUAUGAAGACGGGAAGACUACCAUGUCUAUUCAAGAAAGAAAGGCUAGUCUCAAAGAGUUCUAUGGGGUGAUAUUUCCUUCGCUAGUGCAACUUCAAAGAGGAAUUACUGACAUAGAAGAAAGAAAACAGAGAGAAGUUUAUGCUGCCAAAUACAGAAGAACAGAUCCUUUGAACAAAGGAAAGAUCUCUGAAAUCGACAUGGAAAGAGAGGAAGAAUGUGGUAUUUGCAUGGAGCUAAACACCAAGGUUGUCUUGCCUAAUUGCAAUCAUUCAAUGUGCAUGAAGUGCUACAGGAGUUGGCGCACUCGUUCGCAAUCAUGCCCCUUCUGCCGUGACAGUCUCAAAAGAGUCAACUCUGGAGAUCUUUGGAUAUGUACCAGUAGUAGUGAAAUCGUCGACUUAUCCUUCAUCUCUAGGGAAAAUCUGAAGAGGCUUUUCAUGUUCAUUAAUAAGUUGCCUCUCAUUGUUCCUGAUCCAAAACUCAUCUCUUAUUAUCUGAAUCAUUAUUGAACACUCCAGGCUUGUCCCGGAAGUAAUUUGUAAAUAAAGACCCAUUACCCUUGUUGUGCAUAAUUCUUAUCAGUAUAACGUGCACAUCCAUAAUUUCCACUUGCA
This is a messenger RNA of Cucumis melo (muskmelon), 3157 nucleotides long. RefSeq names its product E3 ubiquitin-protein ligase AIRP2. Lineage: Eukaryota; Viridiplantae; Streptophyta; Magnoliopsida; Cucurbitales; Cucurbitaceae. The transcript has 7 exons. Gene Ontology annotation, cellular component: cytosol. The record is from RefSeq and is a predicted model, not a curated record. Gene Ontology annotation, molecular function: ubiquitin protein ligase activity. The coding region runs from base 2324 to 3052 and encodes 242 amino acids. Gene Ontology annotation, biological process: protein ubiquitination.